Molecule: messenger RNA, 1017 nt
Organism: Rotaria socialis
Lineage: Eukaryota; Metazoa; Rotifera; Eurotatoria; Philodinida; Philodinidae
Source: the annotation of a GenBank genome assembly
AUGGAAAUUAGUAGCAAGAAGCGAUCAGCAAAUCUUCUUACUCAUGAUAAUCAUAGUUUAAGUUUAAUGAAUCAAACCAAAAAGAAAAAGAAAAUAUCAUCAUCAUCAUCAUUAAGCAUAAAUGAAUCGCCGAUUGCUGGCACACGAAUUACUGAUUGGGAAGAAUAUGAAAAAUGGAAAGAAGUACGUGGUGAUAUUGAACCUACAAUGAAUUAUGUUGAAAUAACAACAGAGGCUAUUGAUGAAUUACGUAAAGUAAAAAAUAUUAUUGGUGAUUAUGUUUGUCAAUUAUGUAAAGUAAAAUAUGAAAAUGCUUUUGCACUUGCUAUGCACAAAUGUCCACGCGUUGUGCAUAUUGAAUUUCGUUGUCCAGAGUGUGACAAAACGUUUAAUUGUCCUGCCAAUUUAGCAUCGCAUCGUCGAUGGCACAAACCGCAAACAUCACUAUCUUCCAAGGAACCAGCACCAGUGCCAUCAUCAUCAUCGUCGUCAUCAUCAUCAUCGUCGUCGUCGUCGUCACCAAAUCAAAAACUAAUAACAAAUAAACAUCCAAGAUAUUCAUCGCGUUCUGAUUCGCGUUCAACAAACACUUCUUCAUCUAUAGUUUCAGAUGCUAUUCAUGCAUAUCCAUCUGUGCCAACAUCAACAUCAUCAUCAAAUACAGACACGAGAAAAAAAGAUUGUUUUGACGCGAAUGAAACACAAAAGAAAUCUUCUGAUCAUGUAUUACGAGCUAUGUAUAAUGAAAGUUCUCACUGGAUGGUACCUCCAUCGUAUCAACCAUUUACAGCGUUACACAUGAAACCACCAUUGACUUUUCGACAUAAUCGAUCUGUACCAUUGUCAAUUCCAUCAUCACCAUUUGAUUUUCGUCGAUUACAAUCAUCGUGUAUUUUUUGUCACGAACAAUUUUCUGAACUUAAUCAAUUACUUCAACAUAUUCGAAAAAAUCAUGCAGUAUCAUCUAGUACAAAUACUAAAAAUACUACUGUAAAACUAGACAAAAUAGUCUUUUAA